This is a messenger RNA of Bombyx mandarina (wild silkworm), 3564 nucleotides long. Its product is annotated as serine/threonine-protein kinase GA29083. Gene Ontology annotation, molecular function: protein kinase activity; ATP binding. NCBI's taxonomy places the organism in Eukaryota, Metazoa, Arthropoda, Insecta, Lepidoptera, Bombycidae. Gene Ontology annotation, biological process: intracellular signal transduction; protein phosphorylation. The record is from RefSeq and is a predicted model, not a curated record.
CUUCCAUAGUAUUUGAGCUCAUUAAUUCGUGUUCUUCUUACCUCAUGAAGUGUAGGUGCUUGCGUUGAGUUUUACGUGUUUGUGCGUUAUUAUAAUAAGAAAAAUAUUUCGUUACAACAAGAGCAAAAUGGAACACAUGUAAAAAGUGACAACUUCCUUCCUAUUAGACCACUAAGCGAUUCAUGAAAUUUGGCCCAAAAACGAAAAGAAGAUGGAGAAUAACUUAAGCCGUAGUGGGAGUCGAUCGAGCUCGGUUUGUGAGUUAGAAAAGGACCUGAGUGAAAUGGAAAUUAUAAAAAAUAGAACGAGCCGACGUAGUAAUGUACUGCGAGCCCAACCAACCAGAAAAGCUAAACGAAUUCGAUUUUAUAGGAAUGGAGACAAAUUUUAUUCCGGCGUUAUUAUACCCGUCUUGCCAGAAAGAUAUAGGUCUUUUGAUAGCUUAACAGCAGAUUUGACAAGGGUGCUUGUCGAUAAUGUUACAUUGCCAAGUGGAGUUCGGACUAUUUAUUCUCUUGAAGGUAGAAAGAUAGGAAAGCUAGAUGAUUUAGAAGAUGGCCAAUCAUAUGUGUGUAGUGGGUUUGGUGAACCAUUCAAACGCUUAGAUUAUGAAGCAAGUGCCGUUACACCGCAGUCUUUUAGACUGAGUGGCCCCGAAUCAUUAAAUGAUAGUUCGAGUCCAUCUCCUGCACGAGCAAAUCACAGAACCCCUCGGUGUAUGCCUGCCAAUGGUAGCAGCACUACCGGUAACGGGACACCACGAGUCAGUCCUGCUGGUGAGAACGUAGUUCGACCACGAUUAGUUACUAUUAUUAGAAACGGAGUAAAGCCUCGCAAGGUGUGUCGGCUAUUGCUGAAUAAACGUAAUAGCCCGACACUCGAGCAUGCCUUGGCUGCGAUCACGGAUUGCGUGAAACUCGAUACGGGAUGUGUAAGGAAAGUUUUCACAUCGUCUGGGACUCAAGUUACAGCUCUGCAUCAAUUCUUCGACGAGGAAGAUGUGUUUUUUGCAUAUGGCAAUGAGAGAGUCAAUCAAGAAGAUUUCGAACUAGAAUUUGAAGAAAAUAAAGCCGUAUCCCAGUGCCGAAAAACUCCCAUUACAAGAAGUUCAAGGUCGGGUCCGAAGCCCCGCAUGCCCGUGAAGUGCGGGCGCGAGGCGGGGGUCUCGGCGGGCGCGGGGGCGGGCGGCGACGUUCAGCCGGACGUCGCGCCCGCAGACCCCGCCCUGCCGCACCCGCUCCGACUCAAGUACUCCGUCGGAAGCAUCAUCGGUGACGGCAAUUUUGCUGUUGUAAGGACAUGCAGAGACAGAACUACCGGAAAGGAUUACGCUCUUAAAGUUAUUGAUAAAGCGAAAUGCAAAGGCAAAGAACAUUACGUUGAGGCGGAGGUGAGAGUAAUGAGAAAACUGUGUCACCCUCGUAUUGUGUCAUUAAUAGAAGAACAAGAUAGUCCUGAAUGGUUAUUCCUUGUUAUGGAAUAUGUCAGCGGUGGAGACUUAUUCGAUAGUAUCGCGGUCGCUUCCAAAUUCUCAGAACCGCAAGCUCGUUUGCUAAUCGGCCAUUUAACAUCAGCUAUUGCAUAUCUACACUCGCUUUCCAUAGUACAUCGUGACAUCAAACCAGAAAAUCUUUUGGUGGAAGUGGGUUCGGAUGGAAGUAUCCGCGGCUUGAAACUGGCCGACUUCGGUCUCGCAGUUGAAGUUUGGAGACCACUUCAUGCCGUCUGUGGCACUCCUACUUAUGUUGCUCCGGAGAUUCUCCUCGAAACUGGAUAUGGACUGAAGAUCGACGUGUGGGCCGCGGGAGUGAUCUUAUACAUCCUGCUGUGCGGUUUCCCGCCCUUCUCGUCACCGGACGGCGACCAGGAGAAGUUGUUCGACGCGAUCCUCUCGGCGCGACUGGAGUUCCCCGCGCCGCACUGGGAGCGCGUGUCGGCCGGGGCCAUCGACCUCGUCGCCAACAUGCUUCGUCCACAACCUGAACUGCGUUUCGCCGCAGAGGACGUUCUUGAUCAUGUUUGGAUGGCGGACGACUAUGACGAGAGUUGCGACUUUCGCACGUGGUACGACGACGACUCUUCAUAGCUGUCAGACGGCCGCCGCGCGUCUGGCCCCUCGUCCUGACGGCGCGUCACAGGGCGCCGGCCGACGCUCGCACGUGUCCUUGUCUACGCCUAGGCUUUAUGAGGCUUCUGACGACAAGCGUCAGCAUCGAGCAUCAUCGUCGCACGUUAAAACCAGUGUCAAACCCAGUUGUUCGAUCUGUAGCUUAAUUCUAAAGCCUUCAAUCAUAGCAAUAUAAUUAUUAUGCCUUUCGAUACACUAACACCAAUACCAAAGUUUCAAUAUAUAUAUUAUUAACGGAAAGUACUGCAUAUAACUAUCGUGUAUUUAUUUAAAAUUGGUGCGAAACCCGGUGCAGUAUUAUAUUUUUGGUUUGAUUUUUUUAUGAUUUAGAUUUACAAAAUUCUACAACAACCUAGUUAAUUAGAUGAGUUUGGUCGUAACUUCGACCUUCACGUGGUGCAAUGGCUUUUGGCAGUGCAAAGCAAUAAUUGUAAUUUAUAAUAGGAAGCUACUUCAUAUCACCCUGUUUCAUAUUUGAUAUGUUAUAAACUACUUUCUUGUUUACAAAAAAGUACAAUAUGUUGUAGAAUCAACUAAAUCUAUGCAGUCUUAUAAGAUCUCUUUGGUUUAACUCGGAGCAGUCAAUUGAAUGAUCUAGGUUAAUGAAAUUAUAUUUAUGACAAAUGUUUUCUAUGCAAUAUUGUGUAAUAUACAAAAAUAUAUCUUAUAUAAAUGAUUUGAAUGAAUUCAUAUUUAUAGUUAAGAACUCAAGUUUCAAAUAUAUAUGAAUUGCUUGUAGUCAUGUAAUUUGCAGUCGCUGCUAUUUUUAUAUCAUAAAUCACUACAUUCCUCUAUAGAAAUGGCAAUUACAACAUACACACUACAGUUAAAUAUGAUUCUCAUAAGUUUGUAACUUAUUUUAGGAAAGAAUCCACGUCCAAAAUAAGCUUUGACAAUAAAUUACCAUUUAUAGAAUAUAUGUCAUUAAAAUAUCAUUAAUCACAUUCGAGAUAGGGUAUUUGGAUGAAAUCCAAAAAUAUGUUUAUAGAAAAAAAUGCAGCUUUUUUAUAGCUUAACACAGCCAUGCUUUUGUAGCUUAUAGUAAAAGGAACUAAACAUUUUAAGUGCCAAAUUAAUUUGAAAAUCUCAUCAAAAUUAUGCAACACAUCAACAAAGUUCCUCUCGAAUAUAAAUCACUGUUCAAUUUACAUUUAUAAAUAACAUCAAAUGCAUAGUUAACAUUGACUGAUUUACAUUCCUUCACUUACCUUUGUUACUGUACUGUGCAAUUUUUACAUUUAAAAUCAUACAUGCUUAUUUUCAUUGUAGUAAUAAAAAUUUAAGAUCUUAGAACAAUUUUAUUUAACUUGGUUGAUAAUUUUAUUUUAGUUUUAAACUUUAAUAUUAUGGAAAAUAAAAUCAGCAACUGCACUUCAUUGCAUGUCAGUGUUGAAUUGAUGCAUUUAGACAAAAAUGAAUCCCUAUCAUCUAUGAUC